Molecule: messenger RNA, 3034 nt
Organism: Equus caballus (horse)
Lineage: Eukaryota; Metazoa; Chordata; Mammalia; Perissodactyla; Equidae
Gene: PLIN5
Product: perilipin 5
Biological process (GO): lipid storage; positive regulation of triglyceride storage
Cellular component (GO): cytosol; lipid droplet
Source: RefSeq, a predicted model, not a curated record
CUGAUGGCCUGCAGCUGCUCCGCCCCCUCCCCCUUCCCGGGGCUUAACUGGAAAGAAAAUCCUGACCGUGGCCCGGGUGUCAUUUUACGGGUGGAUUCCUGCCAGCGCUCGUCCCGAGGAAGGUUGAAAUUAAACCGGAUUGCUUCAGGUCUCCAAACAAUUUGUCAUGCUGGCUGGUGACAACCCAGGGGACAGUCACCCAGGGCAAGCGUGGGCAGGCUGGACGGGGUUGGACAGAUGCUCAGAGGCCGAAGGGCCUGAGUCGUCACCUGCCGACACAGUGUUGGGCAUGCUGGGGGCCGGGGUCAGAUUUGGGGGCCCCUGGGGGGGUUGGUUGGGGCCAUGCUCGUUCUCUCCAGCUCCCUGGAAGGAGGGUCGUGCCCACGUCCGUGGUCAUUGCAGGCACGGAGACGAAAGCCAGGGGUGUCUGGAGCCCGGCAGAGCCGGGUUUGAACCGGAACCCUCCAUCGCUGGGGGCCCUGGAGGUGGCGGUUUAAAGCUUUCUGAGCCUCGGUUUGCUUCUCUGCAAAACGGGGGUUCCAGGGAAUGGGCCAGCCUGGCUCCUGGCUUCGUUAAAGGGCAACUUGAAAAAAAGUAAAAAGAAAGACCUUGAGGACUGGCCCAAGGUCACUUGGCCAGGCGGUGGGGGCUGUGGGUGCCCUCCCCUGUCGCCGCGGUGACAGCAGCGAGGGUGACAGGGGGCCAAACCCGGCCAGCGAAAGUAGCGCAAUCCUAGAGCAUCCGGCGUCCCCGGGUUGCCGUGGCAACCGCUGAGCGCCCCGAGAGCCCCGGGGAGGGGGAGGAGCCUGGAGCCACGCCCCCAGAGACACGCCCCCCGCAGGCCUCUCCCCAUUGGCCAGCCCCCGGAGGCCCCGCCCCCCGAGCCGCUAUAAGGCAGGGGAGCCGGCGCGGGGCGGGGACGCGAGUGGGAAUCUGGGGUCCGCGGGGACACUUGGGCGCUGAGGCCGCGCGCGCCCGGCGGAGUGACCUUGGGCCCAGCCUGAACCCGCUGCGUGCCUCAGUUUCCCCGCCUGUCAAACGGACUGUGGGUGUAUUGGGAUUCCGCAGCUGCCACCUGCACCCCUGCAGGGGCUGCUUGUGCAGUUCUGUCUGGGGGACGGGCGGCUGGGACCUCCCGCACUUUGCAGAAGAGAAAACAGUCCAGAGAGGUGAAGGCACUUGCCUAAAGUCACACAGCAGGUCACGCAGGCAUGUCAGAAGACGAGGCGGCCGAGGCCCCCAGACCCAGCGUGUGGGAGCAGGACCAGCAGAGCGCGGUGCAGCGCGUGGCGGCCCUGCCGCUGGUCAGGGCCACGUGCGCCGCCGUCUCCGAUGCCUACGGGGCCGCCAAGGACAGCCACCCGCUGCUGGGCUCCGCGUGCCGCCUGGCCGAGCGCUGUGUGUGCGGCCUGACCGCCCGCGCCCUGGACCGCGCGCAGCCGCUGCUCAGCCACCUGCAGCCCCAGCUGGCCACCGUGAAUGACCUCGCCUGCAGGGGCCUCGACAAACUGGAGGAAAAGCUGCCUUUUCUCCAUGAGCCGUCGGAGACGGUGUUGACCUCGGCCAAGGACGCGGUGGCCAGCGGCGUGACGGGCGUGGCGGGCCUGGCCCGGCAGGGCCGCCGCUGGAGUGUGGAGCUGAAGCGCUCAGUGAGCCACGCGGUGGAUGUCGUGCUGGGCAAGUCGGAGGAGCUGGUGGCCCACUUCCUGCCCAUGACCGAGGACGAGCUGGCGGCGCUGGCGGCCGAGGCCGAGGGCCCUGAAGUGGGCUCGGUGGAAGAGCAGAGAAGACACCAGGGCUAUUUCGUGCGCCUGGGCUCCCUGUCGGCACGGCUCCGCCAGCUGGCCUAUGAGCACUCUCUGGGGAAACUGAGGCAGCGGAAGCACCACACCCAGGACACGCUGGCCCAGCUGCAGGAGACUCUGGAGCUGAUCGACUGCGUGCAGUGCGGGGCCACCCCCGCCGCCCCGGCCCGGCCCGGGAAGGUGCACGAGCUGUGGGAGGACUGGAGCCAGCGCCCCCCCGAGAACGGCCGCCUCCGCCGCCAAAGCCAGGCGGAGCUGGAGACGCUGGCGCUGUCGCGGAGCCUGAUGCGGGAGCUGCAGGGCGCGGUGGACGCCCUGGAGAGCAGCGUGCGCGGCCUGCCCGCCGGGGCGCAGGAGCGGGUGGCGGAGGUGCGGCGCAGCGCCCACGCCCUGCAGGCCGCCUUCGCCGACGCGCGCCGCUUCGGGGACGUGCCGGCCGCCGCGCUGGCCGAGGGCCGGGGCCGGGUGGCGCGCGCGCACGCCUGCGUGGACGAGCUGCUGGAGCUGGCGCUGCGCGCCGUGCCGCUGCCCUGGCUCGUGGGGCCCUUCGCGCCCGUCCUCGUGGAGCGGCCCGCGCCCCCGCCCGACCUGGAGGCGCUGGUGGACGAGGUCGUGGGGGGCCCCGACCCGCGCUGGGCGCACCUAGACUGGCCGGCGCAGCAGAGGGCCUGGCGCGCGCAGCACGGCGACCUCCCGGGGGACCUCCCGGGGGACAUCCCGGAGGAGGAGGCGGAGCCGCGCCGCCCCGAGCACACCCUGAUGCCCGAGCUGGACUUCUGAGCGCACCGGCCACCCUCCUGGCCUCCAGGUCCCUGCGGCCCCCUGGUGGCCGCACCCGGGCGCCAACACCAGCGCCUGGCCCUCGGCCCCGGCGGGGACUCGCGGUGUGGCCGAAUUCGGAACCCUGGACCGGGUCAUGAUAGCACGCACGCCCUCCCCGGCCUCCCCCUUGGACACGUGGGGACCUGAACCCCCAAGUCAGGUCCCCAAGCUGGGUGCAUCUGUCUGUGGCCCCCACCCCAAGAAGCGGAUCAACCCCCCCCAGAGAAGCACACAGUGUGUCCAGCUUUGAGAAGUGAGCGCCCCCCGCCCCCCGCCCCCAGCUCGUCCCUCUGGCCUGACGGGUCCCCACGGACGCCCGCCGCACCUGCUGGGCCUGCCAGACCCGCCCGCCUGGCCGCUCAGGGGUGGCUCUCCAGAAUAAACGGGCUGCGUGUCGUCCAAAGGCC